AUGCCUCCCCGCCGGCGACGAUUCCAGAAUGAGGGCCCGCCACGUAGGUCCGCCCGCCAAACUAGCAAUAGGUACAGCUCUGCAAUCAUGAAUCCUAACCAGGCCCAGGUUCCCCCCACGCGGGAAGAGUUCUUCCAAGCCCUCAUCGAUGCGUAUCAGACCCCCCUUUACGUGAUGAUGGCUCAUGGCUACAACAUUGCUCAAAUCGAACAUAUGCUCAACAACACUGAUCGCAAUAGUUGGCCUCAAGACCUCGUCCGCCUUAGCGUGGUCCACGAUAAUCUAUUCACAGCACUUCACAGGCUUUACGACGAGAGUCUAGCGUCUGGUGACGAGCAGCUGCACCUCGAGACGAUUACCUACAUGCUUGGCAUAUACGCUCGUAUUGCGCGUGUUGAGAUUGCCCACGAUCCCCGUCCUGAUGCAUUGCGAGUUCGGCUUAUGCUAAUUCCGCCUAAUCAUGCACGACAACAACUGUCGCCUUUCAGACUUCUAUUCACAGAAUUCGUUGGACUCAUUGAUAAUGAUGCCGAUGUGGAUUAUCAAUACUCCCUGCCCGGCUCUCCAGGUGCGGGCUACGUUCCUACUGGGACGGAUAUAGACUAUCCAGCCUCCUUGCCAGGGUCUGACACGGAGUCCGAGUACUCUGGAGAAGAGACUGUUUAUAGUUCUAGUUCGGAGAGCGAGGAUGAAGACCAGCCUAUAGCCAAUAACCCCGGGAUCAACCAGCCACUCAGCCCGGGCGAUCGUAACGCUUAUUACGACGAGUACGUUUUCAACAACGCUGACGUGACCGAAUGGGGAGAGGGAUACGUGCUCCAAGGGCUCAGCCGCGAAUUCUGGACCAUUGCAGGAAGUAGGCUCAGCAGGAACGAGGAAUUGUCUGCGUGGGAGCGUACUACCCGUAACAUUCCUGCUUUUGAAGACCUCGCAGGGCUUGUAAGAGAGGACGGUAUCGGCGAUGACUGCAUUAUCUGCGGAGACCCCUUCACUGACGAUCAUCCUAGUGUACAGUUCGCAACCUGCGUCCACCUAAUAGGGGAACACUGUCUCCGAGACUGGAUCAACGGAUCAGAUACUGCCCAUCGAUGCCCACUAUGCAACAUUCAAAUAUUCAGUCCGCGAAGGCUCGCUGUUAAUGGAAGCAUAGUUUGGGAUCGGGCACAAAUUGCUUUGAGGCAACUAGAUGAGAUCGCGCAGCUCAUCAUCGACAUAGCGGGGGAACGGUAUUACCGGGACACGGAUCUAUUUCAACUCGCAGCAUAUGUUCAGUUCCUACGAGGACCGCGUCCACUUCCACCGGUGGGUAGUCACAGGACCGACGCCACCACAAGGUCAGGCGGACCACCACCUCCUCCUCCGCCGCCGCCGCCAGGUCCAGUAGCAACAUAA
Molecule: messenger RNA, 1392 nt
Organism: Mytilinidion resinicola
Lineage: Eukaryota; Fungi; Ascomycota; Dothideomycetes; Mytilinidiales; Mytilinidiaceae
Exons: 1
Coding region: 1-1392 (463 amino acids)
Source: RefSeq, a predicted model, not a curated record